Messenger RNA from Macrobrachium nipponense, 626 nucleotides. RefSeq lists its product as uncharacterized. Lineage: Eukaryota; Metazoa; Arthropoda; Malacostraca; Decapoda; Palaemonidae. The transcript has 4 exons. The record is from RefSeq and is a predicted model, not a curated record. Bases 1 to 492 code for a protein of 163 amino acids.
AUGGCCAAAUGGGGUAGGCAGAAGCUGACUCUGAGUAUAGUCCUGCUAGGCCUAAUAGCCACUCCUGCGCUCGUGCAUGGAUCAUCUGACGUCAAAGAAGAAAGUGCGGAUGCAAAGUUUUUCCUGAAGUCUUACCAGACGACGACCGUCACGACGCUGAGCAUCGUGCUGACGACCGUGCCUUACUUCUGUGCAGUCACAUCGUUAACUGAGGGACAAGUACUUGAAGCCUGUACUGGGCGUCGCUUGAGGCGGAAGCGAAGGUUCAAUAUCCGAGAUAUUGACACAGACACAAAAGUGCGGCUGGAGGAGUCGAUGACGGAGGAUGUCCUGCCGACGGUGAAAGAGGACGGGAAUGAUAGGCUCUUCUUCACCCUGUGGCAGAGCACGACCACCACUCUCACCGUGACGUCGACCAGGACCAACACCAGCAUCACCAUUUCGGCUUCGGCCUUUUGCACCUUCGCUAAUUAUAAUGUUCCUCUGUGCUGAUGGGACAUUUGCAUAGUAGGUCCUGAGAGGCAGAAAAGAAUUCGCACGUUCAGUUUCCCUCUAUAGAUGUAUUUUGGAAUUGAGUAAGUUAGGUUAAGAAAGCUUAUAAAUAGUGUAAAUCAGUGUGUUUUUCU